UUGCCCCACUAUCUCAAUCAAGGAAUUGUCCUUGUAAAUGAAUAAUAGCUUCUUCCCAACUUUCUAAUGUCUUAUUGGAGUUUACCAAAAAAAAAAAAAAAGAAAGAAGUCUCCUCUCUGUCCAGCGUUAGUUAGUCGCUCAUCAAUUUUUCAUUUCCUUCUUCUAUAUGUUACAAUCAAAAGUUUGAUCUUAAAUCAAAGGAAUACAAAUUACAGGGGAACGAAGACAUAAUUUCCAAAUUACAGGAAAAUGUUCCCUUUCAAUCUCAUUGUAACCCUUGGAUUAAUACUAUCGUUCAUGCUUAAUUUGCUUAACCUCCCUGGAGUUGCAGGAAUCGUAUGGCUCUAUAGGUAUUGCAAAAAUGGCACUAGCUUCACACCAAGUGGAAUCUAUCAGCAGAAUCUCAACUCCUUGCUCGCUUUUCUUUCUUCCAAUGCAACACAGGGGAAGGAUUUCUACUAUACCACAGCAGGUGAAGACCCUUCCGACACGGCCUACGGUCUAUUCCUUUGCCGUGGCGAUAUUGUCCCCUUGAAAGGUGUCUGCCAAGAAUGUGUAUCGGCUGCUGCCAAAGCUAUUGUUCAAGAUUGCCCUAAAAAGAAAGCGUCCAUCAUUUGGUAUGAUGAAUGCAUGCUACGUUACUCCAACGAAUCUUUCUUCUCUCAAGUGGAAGAAGACCCUUCAUAUGCAAAAUGGAACCCCGGACCACCAGUAAAUGAAUCAGAGCGCUUGACGGAGUUGGCGACAACGACGAUGCGCGAUGUGGCAACACGGGCUGCAAAUGAUCGGUCUGGUAAAAGAUUCGGCACAGAACAAGUGAACUUCACGAGUUCUCAAACACUGUAUACACUUGUCCAGUGCACCCAAGAUUUAUCGGUUGCCGAUUGCAGCAAAUGCCUUCGAGAGGCUAUUGGUGCGUUACCCUACUGCUGUUAUGGAAGACGAGGUGGCAGAAUUAUAUUUCCUAGUUGUAAUGCUAGAUAUGAAUUGUACCCAUUUUAUCGUGUUGAGAAUCUUCAAUCCCCAACCCCCAAAACAGGAAAUAAACGGAAGAUUCGGAUAAUACUGCUUGCUGUUGGAAUACCAACAGUGCUAAUAGCAAUUAUCGUCGGGUCUGGUCUGGUCUAUUUGCUGCGGAAAAGAAGAAAAGAACAGGAAAAAGGAAAAGACCUGCCUGAAUUAUUACAGGACCUGACAAGCCCUGUUACGACAGGAGAAGGUAAUCUUCCGAAUUCCGUGGAGCUUCCUGUAUUGGAUCUAACUACCGUAAGAGAAGCAACAGACAAUUUUUCUGACUCAAAUAAACUUGGACGUGGGGGUUUCGGCACCGUUUACAAGGGUGUUUUAUCAGAAGGGAAGGAAAUUGCUGUUAAAAGGUUGUCGAAGAAGUCAUGUCAAGGGUUGGUGGAGUUGAAGAAUGAAAUCAUACUAAUCGCAAAACUUCAACAUCGGAACCUUGUCAGGCUCUUGGGAUGCAGCAUAGAGGGAGAUGAAAAAUUGCUCAUCUACGAGUUCAUGCCUAAUAAAAGCCUUGAUUUCUUUCUCUUUGAUUCAAGCAAGGGUGGGCAACUUGAUUGGCCAAGACGGCUUAGUAUUAUCAAUGGAAUUGCUCGUGGCCUUUUAUAUCUGCAUGAAGAUUCUCGUCUCAAAGUUAUUCACAGAGACCUCAAAGCUGCUAAUAUUUUACUUGAUCAUGAGAUGAAUCCAAAGAUAUCUGAUUUUGGAAUGGCAAGAAUUUUUGGUGUAAAUCAAACUGAGGCUAAUACAAAAAGAGUCGUUGGAACUUAUGGAUACAUGGCGCCGGAGUAUGCAAUGCAAGGGAUGCUAUCAAUAAAAUCCGACGUUUUCAGUUUCGGUAUUCUCUUAUUAGAGAUAAUAAGCGGGAAAAGAAACAGUCGCUUUUAUUUUUCGGAAGAUGGAGAGACCCUUCCCACAUUUGCAUGGAAUCUGUGGUCCAAAAAUCAAGGAAUAGAGUUGAUGGAUCCAUUACUUGGAAACUCAUUUGUGGGUGAUGAAGUGCUGAAAUGCAUUCAAAUUGGGUUACUGUGUGUGCAAGAUGACCCAUCAGACAGACCAACUAUGUCUUUGGUGGUUUUGAUGUUAGGAAGUGAAACGAUGACGCUUCCUCAACCCAAGAAACAUACAUUCUCUGUUCAAAGGGUUGUCGUAAAUAAGGAAUCAUCUUCAAAUUGUGAAGAGUUUUCUUCAAUCAAUGAGAUGACAAUUUCAGAUGUAUUACCACGAUGAACUGUCAAGUGUUUCUUACUUAGUGAAACUACCAUGGCGUAUCUAUCAGCCAGACACAUAAAUAUCUUACCUCUUCUUCUCCAUUUUCUUAUGAUCAUCCACCUCACCAAUGGUCUGGUCUGUUACAACACAGGAAACUUCACAGCCAACAGUACCUAUGCCAAAAACCGGGGACUCAUCCUCUCUUACCUAGCUUCAAAUGUCACAGAAAAUGGUGGUUUCUACACGGCCACAGUAGGCCAAGGCCCAGAUAAAGUUUAUGGUCUGGUGCUUUGCAGAGCAGACACUCUAUCAGAAGAGUGUUCCCAGUGUGUCAACACAACAAUUGCAGAAUUAGUUCAAAAGUGUCCUAACCAAAAAGAAGCGCUUUCAUGGGGUAAGGAUGCUCUUUGUAUUAUACGCUAUGCAAAUCGCUCGAUUGUUGGACUAUUGGAGCUAAGUCCUACAGAUGCUGGCUCUAAUGUCAACAACAUCACAUCCAAUAUGGAAGAGUUUGAUCAGAUAUGGGGUAGUUUGAUGGAUCGUGUAGUAACAAAAGCUUCCAUGGGCUCUUCUAAGGUUAAAUUUGCGACUGAAGAAGCAAACUUAACACCCUUUCAGAAAAUAUACGCAUUGAUGCUGUGUACUCCUGAUAUUUCCAAAGGUAAUUGCAGCUAUUGCCUACGACAGUCAGUGGAAUAUUAUCAAUUUUUUUGGCAUGGGAAGCAAGGAGGUUAUGUUCAGAAACCUAACUGUAUUUUCCGAUGGGAUUUGUAUCCAUUCUACAAUUCUAUUGCUGAUGCUCCAACUCCAACAACGCCUCCUCCACCACUCAGUAUUUCUCCCCCACCAGCCAAUAAUACCAUAAGCAAAGGUAAUGGAACUACAUCAGGUCGAACUGUUGUAAUCAUCAUUGUUCCUACAAUUAUCUUCGCAGCAGUUGUUGUCCUAACUUGCAGCCUUUUCUAUUAUAGGAACCGUAAGAAAAGGACCAAAAAGUUGGAUGAAAGUAGUAGCACAGAGUGCACGAAAUUCAACUUCGAGACUAUUAGACUCGCAACAAAAGACUUCUCUGAUAAUAAUAAGCUCGGACAAGGUGGAUUUGGUGCUGUUUACAAGGGUGUGCUUCCAGAUGGACAAGUCGUCGCUAUAAAGAGGCUAGCAAGACGCUCUAAGCAAGGAGAAGUCGAUUUUAAGAAUGAGGUCACGUUGGUGGCCAGACUUCAACACAGGAAUUUGGUUAGACUAUUGGGGUUCUGUUUUGAAAGAAAUGAGAGGCUUCUCGUAUAUGAAUUUGUUACAAAUUCAAGUCUUGACCAUUUCAUAUAUGAUCCAGAGAAGCGUUUACUAAUGGAUUGGAGCACACGCUAUAAAAUCAUAGUGGGCAUAGCUAGAGGAAUUCUUUACCUUCAUCGAGAUUCUCGGCUUCGGAUUAUUCACCGUGAUCUCAAAGUCAGUAAUAUUCUACUAGAUGAACAAAUGAAUCCUAAAAUUUCGGAUUUCGGAACAGCUAGAUUAUUUCCAACAAAUCAAUCUGAGGAUGCUACAAGUAAAAUUGUCGGAACCUUUGGCUACAUGGCACCGGAGUAUGCAUUUCAUGGGAUCGUCUCAGUGAAGUCAGAUGUUUUUAGCUUUGGUGUAUUAAUUUUGGAAAUUAUUAGUGGUCAAAACAUUAAUAAAUUCCAAAUCGAUGAAGAAGGAGUAGGAGGAAAUCUUUUAACUUAUGCAUGGGAGAAUUGGAAUGCAGGUACUGCUUCAAAAAUCAUAGAUCCUGUUCUGGUAGGAGCUGCUUCGACAAAUGAAAUCCUGAGAUGUGUCCAAAUAGGAUUGCUAUGCAUACAAGAAGAUGCAGCUAAAAGGCCAACUAUGGCUUCGUUGAUUCUCAUGCUUGAUAGCUGCUCUGCUGUUAUUUCUGAACUGUCAAGACCUGCAUAUUUUCUGCAUAGCCAACAAGAGCCAAUCACAAUUGGUACUCAAUCCAAAAGACGAUCUGCCCAACCUUCAGCUAAUGAGUGCUCAAUUUCAGAGAUGGAACCACGUUAAAUAUACAGGAGCAACUCAGCAGAUCGUAGCAUUUAUCUUCGAGAGAUGGCAUUGCUUUUCAUUUAGUUAUGGUACUAACAAACUCGCCCAUCACUGUAGGGAGUCUGCUGCAAAUUUCUCCCCACUUGCCUCUGAAGUUUCAAUGCUUCAUAACUAAUAAGUGGUGCGUGUGAUAUGAGAGCAAUUUGCCAAAUGUCUGUUAUUUAGGAACAAAAAAAAAUCUCAAAUAUUUGUGGUUUGAAAGGCAAUAUUUAAGACAAUACCGUUGGUUAAAAGUUAAAAAGUUAUUAUUCAAGUAGAUAA
Manihot esculenta (cassava) is the source of this 4573-nucleotide messenger RNA. RefSeq lists its product as uncharacterized. The record is from RefSeq and is a predicted model, not a curated record. NCBI's taxonomy places the organism in Eukaryota, Viridiplantae, Streptophyta, Magnoliopsida, Malpighiales, Euphorbiaceae. Gene Ontology annotation, molecular function: ATP binding; protein serine/threonine kinase activity. The transcript is spliced from 14 exons. Gene Ontology annotation, biological process: protein phosphorylation.